CAUGGAGAAAGAACCCCUAUGGUCAUUGCUGGUCCGUAUCCAAAAGAUCCAUAUAAAAAUUAUACUUAUGAACCUUAUGGACCAGGAGCAUUAACGAUGACUGGAAAACAAACUCUUUUCAAAUUAGGAAAAUACUUAAAAUCGUUGUAUUGCGAUCUGUUAGAAGAUUAUCAUAGAGACACCGUUUAUGCGUUAUCUUCACCAUUUCCUAGAUGUCGCAUUUCAUUGUUAAUAGUUUUAGCGGCAAUGUUUCCACCGGAAAAAUCUCAAUGUCUCGCUAAUGACCUAAAUUGGCAACCGAUACCUUACGAAUCAAAUGGAUUUUUUACUGAUACUACAUUUUUAUCUUUUGUAAAUUGCGAUAAGUUUACAUAUUUGUAUCAAGAAGAAACCAAAAAAUCGGUAAAAAAUAACGAUAUAAAAAAUUUUAAGGAAAUACUCGAAAAAUUAUACGAACACACCGGAGCAAAAUUUUCGAGCUAUCGCGAUUUAUUUAAUUUAUCUCUACACCUAAAAUUACAAAAAGAAUUUGGUCUUCGGCUCCCAAGUUGGGCCAAAGAAUUCAUGCCCAUACUCGAAGAAUUUGAAAUUCUUACUUAUAACAUAUCAGGAAGAACAGAAGAACUUAAAACGUUAUCUGGAGGAUUUAUUUUAACGGAAAUAAUAAAUUCAAUCAAAUCAAAACUACAUAAUCCAAAAAUGAAUUCGCGCAAAAUUCAUUUAUAUUCCGGUCAUGAUUUUACAAUUGCCAAUUUAAUGGGAGCUUUAGGUCAAUAUUCGAACAAAAUAAUCCCUUACGCUUCAUUUCUUUCGUUUGAAUUACAUCAAAUAAAUAAGGAAUACGCUGUGAAGAUUCUUUAUCAUCAACGAUCAUAUGAUCGCCCAAAACCUCUUUUAUUGAGAGGUUGUUUCCAAGAAUUGUGUCCUUUAGACACUUUUUUAGGAAUUUAUAGCAAAUACAUGGCAACACCCGAAAUGUGUAUAUUAGACGAACAAUUUAAAUUAUCAAAUUCUUCUGAAUACUUUCACUUUCGUAAAAAUUAA
Molecule: messenger RNA, 1044 nt
Organism: Onthophagus taurus
Lineage: Eukaryota; Metazoa; Arthropoda; Insecta; Coleoptera; Scarabaeidae
Source: RefSeq, a predicted model, not a curated record